AUGGGUUUCUGCAAUACAUGGAUUGAUUGGAUAACUAGCUGCCUGACAACAGUCAAUUAUUCCUUCAACUGUAAUGGAGAAGUUAAAGGUUUUGUCUCACUAGGAAGGGGUAUUCGACAACGAGAUCCAUUGUCUCCAUACCUGUUCUUAAUAUGUUCUGAGGGAUUCUCCAAUUUGCCAAGAAAAGCUGAAGAAAGCAAGAGGAUCACAGGUGUGAAAAUCAGCAGGCAAGGCCCACUACUCACCCAUCUUUUCUUUGCAGAUGAUUCCCUCAUCUUUUGUAAAGCAAACAAGCAAGAGGCGGCUGAAAUAAUGAAAGUUCUAAAAGUCCAUGAAAUAGCUUCAGGGCAGCUGAUCAACCUUGACAAAUCUGUAGUUUUCUUUAGUAAAAAUAUGAAAUGUGAACAAAGAGGAGAGAUAUGCCAAGCUUUAGGAGGGAUGAUGGAAGCCAAGCAAGGGAAGUAUUUGGGACUUCCUAUGGUGAUAUCCAGAACAAAGGAUCAGAUAUUUGGUUUUGUAAGAGAAGACUUCAGAAUUGGAAAAACAAAUUUCUGCGCUUAG
Messenger RNA from Coffea arabica (coffee), 561 nucleotides. Lineage: Eukaryota; Viridiplantae; Streptophyta; Magnoliopsida; Gentianales; Rubiaceae. The record is from RefSeq and is a predicted model, not a curated record.